Notolabrus celidotus (New Zealand spotty) is the source of this 966-nucleotide messenger RNA. RefSeq names its product cytochrome b-c1 complex subunit Rieske, mitochondrial-like. NCBI's taxonomy places the organism in Eukaryota, Metazoa, Chordata, Actinopteri, Labriformes, Labridae. The record is from RefSeq and is a predicted model, not a curated record. Gene Ontology annotation, molecular function: quinol-cytochrome-c reductase activity; 2 iron, 2 sulfur cluster binding. The transcript has 2 exons. Gene Ontology annotation, biological process: mitochondrial electron transport, ubiquinol to cytochrome c. The coding region runs from base 138 to 854 and encodes 238 amino acids. Gene Ontology annotation, cellular component: membrane.
ACCUCACGUAAGGCGGAACCUUGUAGCGGCUGAAUCACUUUCCAGGUGGACCGGUCUCACAGUAACACGCAAGAUUUGUAAACGACGCAAGGUCGUCCGCUCUACUGCGGGCUGGAAGAUUCACAUUUCGGGCAAAAAUGAUGUCCAUAGCUGCUCGAUCAGGGGCUUUGUCCCCCUACAUGCAGGCUACCAAACAUACGAUUAAAGGCCUGCUGGCCGCCGGACAGCUGACUCCUGCUGCGGCUCCAGGAAUGGUCCGCCUCGCCCACACUGACAUCAAGAUCCCUGACUUCUCAGACUACCGACGCCCUGAAGUCCUCGACCCCAACAAGUCCUCCCAGGACAGCAGCGAGGCCAGAAGAACGUUCUCGUACCUCGUCACAGGGGCAUCCACCGUGGUCGCUGUCUACGCAGCCAAGACAGUGGUCAGCCAGUUUGUGUCUUCCAUGAGCGCAUCUGCUGAUGUCUUGGCCUUGUCCAAGAUCGAGAUCAAGCUCGGCGACAUCCCUGAAGGCAAAAACAUGACCUUCAAGUGGAGAGGGAAGCCGCUGUUUGUCCGUCACCGCACAGAGAAGGAAAUCGCAGCAGAGGAGGCGGUGAAUCUCGCCGAGCUUCGCGACCCAGAGCAUGACAAAGAUAGAGUGCUCAACUCCAGCUGGGUCAUCGUCCUGGGAGUGUGCACCCAUCUGGGCUGUGUGCCCAUUGCCAACGCCGGAGACUAUGGAGGCUACUACUGUCCCUGCCACGGCUCUCACUACGACGCAUCCGGUAGAAUAAGAAAGGGACCGGCUCCGCUCAACCUGGAGGUUCCCUUCUACGAGUUCCCCGAUGAAGAGACAGUCAUCGUGGGAUAAACACUGAGCUCUCUCAGCUCGUGUCUGUAUACUGUAUUUUAGGUGGCUCUCUGUUGGAGAUGGGGAUGGUAAAAAAUGUGUAUUUACAAAUAAAGAUAUAUUUCCAACUCUA